UUCUUGGACUCAGGGCUAGAAAGGAAUUGACACCUUGGAUGACCAAGGAGGCCCUCUCCCCAGCCAGCCCCUUGGUCUGGGCUUUCUCGUCCCCUGCCUCCUUUGUUCUUUCAUUGAAUUCUGUUGAUAUUUGAGGUCACCUAACAGACACCAAGCAAGCACAAUGGGCGAGCACAGAUGCACUGGUGGUACAGGGCUAACCAGAGCCUCAGGCCAGACUCCAGGACACUGGCCUUCCUGGGAAGCAAAGGUGUCAGAGAUCAAAGAGGAUCUAAGGGAGGAGAGAGCGGGGAGGAGGCCCUCUUGUGUCCGACAGCGGGAUUCCAACAGUGAGGUUCUCGGAUGCUGCUGCCCUCUGGCGGUAAGCGCUUGCCCUGCAGCUCAGACCACGUGAUUUCUGAGAAAAGGUCCUUCCCGGAGGAGAACUGAAACUUAGGGUGGGGACUGUAGAAAGGGGCGGAGAGAUGAGGAAGCUGCCUAGACUGUUGCUGAGCUGAGGUCAGCUGGGUCCUGGGACGGCCGGCAAGCCACUCAGGAUGGCAUCAGGACGGGCACGCUGCACCCGGAAGCUGCGGAACUGGGUGGUGGAGCAAGUGGAGAGCGGGCAGUUCCCGGGGGUGUGCUGGGACGAUGCAGCCAAGACCAUGUUCCGGAUUCCCUGGAAGCAUGCAGGCAAGCAGGACUUCCGGGAGGACCAGGAUGCUGCUUUCUUCAAGGCAUGGGCGAUAUUUAAGGGGAAGUACAAGGAGGGGGACACAGAGGGCCCUGCUAUCUGGAAGACUCGUCUGCGCUGUGCCCUCAACAAGAGUCCUGAAUUUGAGGAGGUUCCCGAGAAUGGCCAUAGGGAUGGAGCUGAGCCCUACAAGGUGUAUCGGCUGCUGCCAUCGGGGACCCUCCCUGGCUUUGACCUUUCUCCCCUACCACAAUAUUCCACAGCCCAGCCAGGGCCCCAGAAAUCACCAUCAAAGCGACAUUACAGUUCUGUGUCCUCUGAGAGGGAAGAGGAUGUGGGUACCACAAAGAACUGCAUACUCAGUCCCUCCUUGAUUGAGGACCCCCUCAAAAAUGAGGGCGUGGGGGCCGGCGGGGAAGCGGACCAUUCAGACUUCGGCUGCAGCAGCAGCAGUAGCAACAACAGCCCCGAGCCUCAGGAAGGUAUAGACACAACUGAAGCCCCUUUCCAAGGAGAUCAGGUGUCAUUGGAGCUUCUGCCCCCUCCAAACUCAGACUACUCGCUGCUGCUUACCUUCAUCUACAGCGGGCGCGUGGUGGGCGAGGCCCAGGUGCAGAGCCUGGACUGCCGCCUUGUGGCUGAGCCCUCAGGCUCCCAGUGUGGGAUGGAGCAGGUGGUGUUUCCCAAGCCUGACCCACAAGAGCCCACCCAGCGCCUGCUGAGCCAGAUCGAGAGAGGAGUCCUGGUCGCCAGCAACUCCAGGGGCCUCUUCGUGCAGCGCCUUUGCCCCAUCCCCAUCUCCUGGAGCGCGCCCCAGGCGCCACCCGGCCCAGGCCCGCAUCUGCUGCCCAGCAAUGAGUGCGUGGAGCUCUUCAGAACCACCUACUUCUGGAGAGACCUGGCCAGGUACUUCCAGGGCCUGGGCCCCCGACCCAAGUUCCAGGUGACACUGAACUUCUGGGAGGAGAGCCCUGGCCCCAGCCACGCCCCGAAGAGUCUUAUCACAGUGCAGAUGGAGCAGGCCUUUGCCCGGCACUUACUGGAGGAGCAGGCAGCCGCCCUCGCCCUGCUGCAGAGCCUGGGAGAGCCACCUUCCUCUCCUCUCUGUCCCUCCCAUCUCCCUUGAAAGAAGCUCAUUCUCUACACUGUUGACCUGCUUCCCUUGGAGAUAGUUCACGGUGGUUGUCUGAUGGUUGUGAACUUGAACUGCUCAUGUACCUGGCUGGUGGAGAACUGAAGGAGGAUAUUUAUCCUUUGUUUUAAGUUUGAGACAUCCCCUCUUUCAUUUCUGAGAAACUUAAUUGGGAAAGUCCAAAUGGUGUGAACUCAGGGGACCUCUCCCACUACUCCCAACCCUAAAGUCAAGCACUUUAUAUUUUCUUCUUAGAUGUUCCCUGGGGAUUUAAAAUAAAACUUUAUUAAAAGAGGA
This is a messenger RNA of Suricata suricatta (meerkat), 2102 nucleotides long. It is a transcript of the gene IRF9, whose product is annotated as interferon regulatory factor 9. Gene Ontology annotation, cellular component: nucleus. The coding region runs from base 537 to 1799 and encodes 420 amino acids. The record is from RefSeq and is a predicted model, not a curated record. Lineage: Eukaryota; Metazoa; Chordata; Mammalia; Carnivora; Herpestidae. The transcript is spliced from 9 exons. Gene Ontology annotation, molecular function: RNA polymerase II cis-regulatory region sequence-specific DNA binding; DNA-binding transcription factor activity, RNA polymerase II-specific; protein binding. Gene Ontology annotation, biological process: immune system process; regulation of transcription by RNA polymerase II.